AUGGAUCAUUUUUCCCUGAACUCUCCCGGGUCUGUUAACCUUUUAACUUCCCAGAGCAGUCAAACAAUAGACGUAGAGUCUUCUGAGGUUCCUAGGUUUAGUAGCCAGAGCUCUGAAUCUCCCAAACCAGUGGAAAGGAGAAAGUGGACACAAAAAGAAGACAUUGUGCUGAUCAGUGCUUGGUUGAACACCAACAAGGAUCCCAUAGUGAGUAAUGAGCAGAAGGCAGUUACGUUUUGGAAGAGAAUAGAGGAGUAUUUCAACUCAAACCCUCAGCUCAGUGGCUUCCCUCCGAGAGAGGCAAGUCACUGUAAGCAGAGGUGGGGAAGAGUGAAUGAGCAGGUGUGCAAGUUUUUCGGAAGCUAUGAGGCCACUUUGAAGGCGCAAGCUAGUGGCAAAAAUGAUAAUGAUGUCAUGAAGAUUGCCCAUGACAUCUUCUUCAAUGACUAUCAGGUCAAGUUCACCCUUGAACAUGCGUGGAGGGAACUUAUGUUUGAUCAAAAAUGGAGAUCAAACUGUUCUUGCAAAGAUGGUGCAAAGAACAAAAGGAAGGAACCUGCGGAGAUGGUGCCUGACUUGGAAGAGGUUAGGCCUCCUGGUAUUAAGGCUUGCAAAGUAGCGAAACGCAAAAAGCAUGAGAAAGAAGCAGUUUAUGAUUAA
Brassica oleracea var. oleracea is the source of this 660-nucleotide messenger RNA. RefSeq names its product glutathione S-transferase T3-like. The coding region runs from base 1 to 660 and encodes 219 amino acids. The record is from RefSeq and is a predicted model, not a curated record. The transcript has a single exon. Lineage: Eukaryota; Viridiplantae; Streptophyta; Magnoliopsida; Brassicales; Brassicaceae.